UUUUUGCUUAUCAGAAGAACAGAGUCUCAAUAUUCACAUGCUGCACUUGAAGCACGAAAUCCGCAUUAUUGUUAUAUUUGUAGUUGAUGGGUCGAGAGGCGUUUACGGAAAUUCUUAUAUAUUCGGACUCUGUAAAAGUUCAUUUAAAAUAAGAGGAGUCUGAGUUUGAAUUCUGUAGGCAUCCCUUUUCCUUUGGCAUUGGAGGCAAGUGGCAACAAAGGCGCGUCAGCGUAGAUAGUGCGGUGUGGCUCGUGGGUAGUGUCUGCCAGCGGUGCGUCAGACCGUCCUAGUGAGAUGGCGGCCGAGACCCGCUCUCCCGCAGCAGUCGGGACCGACUCGGACCGCACCUACCUGCUGUGCUUCUCCAACGAGCUGACCGAGUUCCGCGAGCCCGAGCUGCGCGCCGUGCUCUCUCUGCUGGGUCUGACAGCCCACUGGACGGGCUCUGUCACCGCCACGCCGUACCUGGAGGUACGGCUGGCCAGUGAAGCAGACGCCCGUCGACUGGCACAGCGCACCGUAGCCGUCAAGUGCUGCCUGGAGCUGUGGGCGGCAGCAGACUCUGAGGAGGAGCUUCACCGACAGCUGCGUCAGCGACUGCUCGACCAUCCCGACACCAUGCUGCCCCACUUCGGCCCCGAGACCUCCUUCAAGGUGAACGUUGAGUCGUUCAACCGGACGCUGUCGCACGAGGCCAAGGUGGCGCGCGUGGAGUCGUUUGACUAUCUGCCGCUGGAGGGGCCGGUCCGGCUGCGGCACCCCGACCUGCGGCUAGACACUAUCGAGUACUACGGCCUGGACCCGAACCGGGUGCCCGAACGGCCGCUGCAACUGUUCUUCGGUCGCUGGCUGUGCGACGGGCCGCGCGCAGCCAUCAAGGCGCACUCGCUCAAAACGCGCGCCUACAUCGGCAACACGAGCAUGGACCCGGAGCUAGCGCUGAUCAUGGCCAACAUGGCGCGGGUCCGGUCCGGCGACACCGUCUACGAUCCGUUCGUGGGCACGGGCUCGCUACUGGUGGCGGCUGCCCACUUCGGUGGCCACGUGCUCGGCACAGACAUCGACUACCUGACGGUGCACGCGCGGACGCGGCCGUCGCGGGUGCAGGAGCGCGGUCGGCGGCGCGGGGCGGGUGAGAGUAUCGCGGCCAACCUGCGGCAGUACGGCCUGCAGUCCCGCCUGGUGGACGUGCUGGUGGCGGACGCGGCGCUCCCGGCGCUGUGGCGGCGCGGCGUCACUGUGGACGCCAUCAUCACCGACCCGCCGUACGGCAUCCGAGAGCCGACCGAGCGGGUGGGCUCGGCGCGGCCGUCCGGCGGCGCCAUCCCGGCGCAGCACCGCGCCGCUCACUUCCCCUCCAAGGUGGCCUAUGGGCCCGGAGCGCUGUUUGGCGACCUGCUGCGACUGGCCGCCGACCGGCUGACUCUGGGAGGUCGGCUGGUGUUCUGGCUGCCUGUGACGCGCGCUCAGUACUCUGCCGACCGGCUCCCCAGCCACCCCUGUCUCCGACUGGUGGCCAACAGUGAACAGACGCUGACGGCACGCGCCAGCCGCCGCCUGCUGACGCUCGAGAAGUGGCGUGAGCCGGGCGACGGGGAUGCCGCCACUGUGCAUACGAGUGUCGAUCGGUUCGUCAGUGACUAUUUCAGCAGUGGGUUCACGGAGGAGGGCGGGAACGGUGAUCGUGAGACCACGACGGACGCUGGUGGUGACGGUGAUACAAGGACUGUAACGACCGGUGGUGACGUUGGUGACAGAAUGACAGGGACUGUUGGUGACCGUAGUGGUGCAGCGGGGACUAGUGAGGAUGGUGACAGUGUUCAGGGUGAAGUCGCCGCGAACGAAAAGGCCAAGGAGCGUGUUCUGGUCAGGUGACAUUAGGUCAGUGUACCUUGUGAUCUGUCAUGAAUAUGCAGCUGCGAGAAAUGGCUUCGUCGAUCAUUUUAUCAUCGUCCAUAGGUAUUUGAUCGGAUUCUUUAGUCACCUGUUUUCAUGAAACUUCAACAUGAAUCUGGCAGGCCGCGACACCUUUAUCGUAAGUUGAAGCGUUUUUCGUGAAGUGAUGGAAAAGUUAACUUCGAUGCGUCUAAAUUUGGUUUUCGGAGUCAUUGUGUGGGAGUGUGUCAAGUCAAAAGUCAAAGUCAAAAGUGAACACUUCGCUUUUCACGACAUUGCGCUUUUUAUGCCGUAGGAGCGACCAAUUUCGGGUAUGGAACCGAGUGUGUGGGGCCUAUCCCGAUUCCCGAUUGAAGUAAGUAAUGUAUUUGGGAGACUGUUUUGACCUAAAGAAAAUGCGUUCUAAAGGAAUUUGGUGUUUGAUCACUUGAAUAUGGAUUGUCACCGCUUUGAAGUUUGAACUGUAAGACCAAUACAAGCUGUUGUUCGUA
Molecule: messenger RNA, 2387 nt
Organism: Amphibalanus amphitrite
Lineage: Eukaryota; Metazoa; Arthropoda; Thecostraca; Balanomorpha; Balanidae
Product: tRNA (guanine(10)-N2)-methyltransferase homolog
Exons: 2
Coding region: 295-1875 (526 amino acids)
Biological process (GO): methylation
Cellular component (GO): cytoplasm
Molecular function (GO): nucleic acid binding
Source: RefSeq, a predicted model, not a curated record